Molecule: messenger RNA, 667 nt
Organism: Trichechus manatus latirostris (Florida manatee)
Lineage: Eukaryota; Metazoa; Chordata; Mammalia; Sirenia; Trichechidae
Gene: IL20
Product: interleukin 20
Molecular function (GO): signaling receptor binding
Source: RefSeq, a predicted model, not a curated record
UGUUCAGUUAGUGGUCACCUGGGAAAGACAUGUCCCUGAUGACCCCAUGGCUUCUUCGGGUAUGAGAGGGAGAAAUCAGUAAGUAAUGCUUUCUUUCCUUUGAAUUCCUAACCCCUGUGGUCUCCAGAUUCCAGGAAAGAUGGAAGGCUCUGGUUUUGCCCUCUGCCUACUCUCUGCUGCGUUUUGUCUCUUCUGGACACCUUCUGUUGGGUGGAAGACACUCCAUUUGGGAAGCUGUGUGAUCUCCACAGAGCUUCAGAAAAUAAGAAAUGAAUUUUCUGAGAUAUGGGGCAGCGUGCAAGCUGAAGACAGAAACAUUGACAUCAGAAUCUUGAGCUCUGUGUCUUUGCAAGACACAAAGCCUUCAGGUCGAUGCUGCUUCCUCCGUCAUCUACAGAGACUUUACCUGGACAGAGUAUUCAAAAACUACCAGACCCCUGACCACCACACCCUCCGGAAGAUUAGCAGUCUCGCCAACUCUUUUCUUACCGUCAAGAGGGACCUCCGGCUCUGUCAUGACCACAUGACAUGCCAUUGUGGGGAAGAAGCAAUGGAGAAAUACAGUGAGAUUCUGAGUCACUUCAAAGAGCUUGAGCCUUGGGCAGCAGUGGUGGAGGCCUUGGGGGAGCUAGACAUUCUUCUGCAAUGGACGGAGGAGACAAAAUAG